AUGCCUACAUACACAAUCUAUCUAUCUAUCUAUCUAUCUAUCUAUCUAUCUAUCUAUCUAUCUAAUUUGUUCAUAUCUAUCUAUCUAUCUAUCUAUCUAUCUAUCUAUCUAUCUAUCUAUCUAUCUAUCUAUCUAUCUAUCUCAGUCUGUUCAUAUCUAUCUAUCUAUCUAUCUAUCUCAGUCUGUUCAUAUCUAUCUAUCUAUCUAUCUAUCUAUCUAUCUAUCUAUCUAUCUAUCUAUCUAUCUCUGUUCAUAUCUAUCUAUCUAUCUAUCUAUCUAUCUAUCUAUCUAUCUAUCUAUCUAUCUAAGUCUAUUCAUAUCUAUCUUAGUCUGUUGCUAUCUAUCUAUCUGAAUGGUGACAAACUUUUGCGAGAGUCUUUUCUCUCCUCAACGCUGAUUCUUCCUUCCUUUUUCCUUCAUGUUUCUUCUUUCUUUCUUUCUUCCUCAUUCAUUUCUACGUGUUUUUCUUCACUUUUCUUUCUUAGUUUUUUUUUUUUCAUUUUUCUCUUUUUUUAUUCCUUUCAUUUCUAUUUUUUUCUUUAUUUCUUUCUCGAAUUUUAUUCAUCCUCUUCUGUCCUUUUCUCUUCUUUCUUUCUACUUUCUCUUCACUUUUAUUUUCCCCCCUUUCCUCCUUAUAUUUCUGAUAUUUUUUCUUUCUUUUUUCCUUCUUUUCUCGAAUUUUAUUCACCAUCUAUACUUUUCUCCUUUAUUUUAUGUUUUUAUUCUAAUUUUCCCUUUUCUUUUUCCUUAUUUUCCCUUAUAAAUUCAAUCAUCCCUAUUUUUUUUCUUUUUGCCAAUGUUCGGUUUUCCUUCAUUUUAAUCCUUUCAUCUUUCUUUUGUUUUCUUUAUUCUUUCUUUCUCACUCUCCAUUUCGUCACUACUUUUUCUCUUUCUUUUAAUUUCCUAUUCUUUUGUCGUUCAGAUAAUCUUCAUAAUCUUUAUCUUUUCUUUCUAUCAUUAUUUUUCUUUGCAUUUUUCUUUCUUUUAAUUUCCUUCUUUUCUUCCUUUUUUUCCUUCCUUCUCUUCUUUUUUCUUCCUUCAUUCUUUUUUACCUUUUUCGUUUCUUCUUUUUUUCAUUUUCUCCUUCCUGUUUUCUUUCUUUUUUCCUUCCUUCUUUUCUUCUUUUUUUCCUUCCUUCUUUUCUUCUUUUUCUCAUUCCUUUUUUCUUUCUAUUUUCCUUACUUCUUUUCUAUUAUUAUAUUCUUUUUCUUCAUGAGAUCGCUUCCCGUUGGUUUAAUAAUCAAUUCUUUCUUUCCUCUUUCCAUUUUCUACUUUAUUUUUGGUCCAGUCCGUUUGAUUUUCUUUCUUUCUUUCUUUCUUUUGUCUUUCUUUCUUUCUUUCUUUCUUUUUGUUUUAUUUUUCUCAGUCCGUUUGAUUUUCUUUCUUUCUUUCUUUCUUUCUUUUUUCUUUCUUUCUUUCUUUCUUUCUUUCUUUCUUUCUUUCUUUCUUUUUUGUUUUAUUUUUCUCAGUCCGUUUGAUUUUCUUUCUUUCUUUCUUUCUUUCUUUCUUUCUUUCUUUCUUUCUUUUUGUUUUAUUUUUCUCAGUCCGUUUGAUUUUCUUUCUUUCUUUCUUUCUUUCUUUCUUUCUUUCUUUCUUUUUUCUUUCUGUUGUUAA
Acanthosepion pharaonis is the source of this 1614-nucleotide messenger RNA. Lineage: Eukaryota; Metazoa; Mollusca; Cephalopoda; Sepiida; Sepiidae. The record is from the annotation of a GenBank genome assembly.